Messenger RNA from Tupaia belangeri chinensis (Chinese tree shrew), 2961 nucleotides. It is a transcript of the gene AP4B1, whose product is annotated as adaptor related protein complex 4 subunit beta 1. Gene Ontology annotation, cellular component: membrane coat; clathrin adaptor complex. Gene Ontology annotation, molecular function: clathrin binding. The record is from RefSeq and is a predicted model, not a curated record. The coding region runs from base 203 to 2422 and encodes 739 amino acids. Gene Ontology annotation, biological process: vesicle-mediated transport; intracellular protein transport. Lineage: Eukaryota; Metazoa; Chordata; Mammalia; Scandentia; Tupaiidae. The transcript has 11 exons.
CCGGGUUGGAGUCGGGCGGAGGGCCGGGAGGAAGCGGAGAAGUCUGUGGGCGGAGCGAACGGCCUGCAGGUCCCGGUCGGGCCUGGGCGGCCUGGGAGAGGCUCGCCUGGGAACCCCUGGGGUUGGAGUGCUUCCACUCAGGACGAGGAAGCGCCCACGAGGUCCUAGGGAUCUGUGGGAGCUGCCCGUGACUGUUCAGAAGAUGCCGUACCUUGGCUCCGAGGACGUGGUGAAGGAGCUGAAGAAGGCUCUGUGUAACCCUCACAUUCAGACCGAUAGGCUGCGCUACCGGAAUGUCAUCCAGCGAGUGAUUAGGCACAUGACUCAGGGUUUGGACAUGUCUGGUGUUUUCAUGGAAAUGGUGAAGGCCAGUGCCACUGUAGAUAUUGUUCAGAAGAAGUUGGUGUAUCUGUACAUGUGCACAUAUGCCCCCCUGAAACCAGAUCUGGCUCUUCUGGCCAUCAAUACAUUGUGCAAAGACUGCUCGGAUCCCAAUCCGAUGGUGCGAGGGCUGGCCCUACGGAGCAUGUGUAGCCUCAGGAUGCCUGGUGUGCAGGAAUAUAUCCAACAGCCUAUUCUCAAUGGUCUGCGGGAUAAGGCUUCAUAUGUCAGGAGGGUGGCUGUCCUUGGCUGUGCAAAGAUGCAUAAUCUUCAUGAAGACUCCGAAGUGGAUGGUGCCCUGGUAAAUGAGUUAUAUAGUUUGCUGCGUGACCAGGACCCAAUUGUGGUUGUGAACUGCCUGAGGUCUCUAGAGGAAAUUCUGAAACAGGAAGGAGGUGUUGUCAUCAACAAGCCCAUUGCCCACCAUCUCUUAAAUCGAAUGACAAAACUGGAUCAGUGGGGCCAGGCUGAAGUACUGAACUUUUUGCUCCGCUACCAGCCCCGCAGUGAGGAGGAACUAUUUGACAUUCUCAACCUAUUGGACAGUUUUCUUAAGAGCAGUAGCCCAGGUGUGGUGAUGGGAGCCACUAAACUCUUUCUGAUCAUGGCGAAAAAGUUCCCCCAUGUACAAACCGAUGUGCUUGUACGAGUCAAGGGACCUUUGUUAGCUGCCUGUUCUUCAGAGAGCCGCGAGCUCUGCUUUGCUGCUCUCUGUCAUGUGCGCCAGAUAUUACAUAGUUUGCCCAGUCACUUUAGUAGCCACUACAAAAAAUUCUUUUGCUCCUAUUCGGAGCCCCACUACAUCAAGCUACAGAAGGUAGAGGUGCUGUGUGAGCUGGUCAACGAUGAGAAUGUGCAGCAGGUGCUAGAGGAGCUUCGAGGGUAUUGCACCGAUGUGUCUGCUGACUUUGCACAGGCGGCCAUCUUUGCCAUCGGUGGCAUUGCCAGGACUUACACAGACCAAUGUGUACAGAUUCUAACAGAACUACUGGGGCUUCAGCAAGAACACAUUACCACUGUGGUGGUGCAGACUUUCCGGGACCUGGUUUGGUUGUGUCCUCAGUGUACUGAAGCUGUGUGUCAGGCACUGCCCGGCUGUGAGGAGAACAUUCAGGACAGUGAGGGGAAACAGGCACUUAUUUGGCUACUCGGGGUCCAUGGGGAAAGAAUUCCCAAUGCUCCUUAUGUGUUAGAGGACUUUGUAGAGAACGUGAAAUCAGAGACAUUUCCAGCUGUUAAGAUGGAGCUGCUCACUGCACUGCUGCGACUUUUCCUCUCUCGACCUGCUGAAUGCCAGGACAUGCUGGGGCGUUUGUUACAUUACUGCAUAGAGGAAGAAAAGGAUAUGGCUGUACGGGACCGAGGUCUCUUCUACUAUCGCCUCCUCUUAGUUGGCAUUGAUGAAGUUAAGCGGGUCCUGUGUAGCCCCAAAUCUGACCCUUCUCUUGGACUUUUGGAGGAUCAGGCAGAAAGACCAGUGAAUAGCUGGGCCUCAGACUUCAACACACUGGUGCCCAUUUAUGGCAAAACCCGUUGGGCAGCUAUCUCUAAAUGCCAAGGGACAGAGCGUUAUGGCCCAGAGCAUCCUAAUAGUGCAUCCUUUGCUGCAUCAGGACCUCUGAUUCCUGAAGAAAACAAGGAGAGGGAACAAGAACUCCCUGAUUCUGGAACCCUCACGUUAGUCCCCAAUUGCCAGCUUACUGCUGAGUAUUUUGAGAAAACGUGGCGUAGCCUCAAAGUUGUUCAUCAGCAAGUGUUGCCUUGGCAGAGAGCAGUCCAUCCUGACACCCUCCAGAUGGCUCUGCAAGUAGUGAACAUCCAGACCAUUGCAAUGAGCAGGGCUGGGGCUCAGCCAUGGAAAGCCUACCUCAGUGCUCAGGAUGAUACUGGCUGCCUGUUCUUAACUGAACUGCUGUUGGAGCCUGAGAACUUGGAAAUGCAGAUCUCUGUGAAACAAAAUGAGGCAAGGACUGAGACACUGAACAGUUUUAUUUCUGUAUUAGAAACUGUGAUUGGAACAAUUGGAGACAUAAAGUCAUGACGACGCUUGCUGCUUGUCCUGAGUGAGAUGAAGAGCUAUCUGAAUUCCUUAAUCACUUGUUGAGCAGCUUAAGUCCAGCUUAUAUCAUAUGCAAAAGAGAAUGAGAAAUGUAGGAAUCAGAUUCUUAUGAUUUUGUCUAAAGAUUAUUCAUUGUUCUCGUUAUGCCUGUUGGCACCAUUUUCUAAUGGAAUAGCGAUAUUGUUAGAGUUAAUAUUGGUAAGGGAAUGGGUGAGAAUAGGAUUUGGAUUAUUUUCUAAUCGAUUUUAGAGAUUGUGUUACUAAUUAAAGAUGCCUGACAUCUGUGGAAACUUAUGGGGGUGAGGGAUUGUCAUCAUUUGUGGGGGUCAUCUUUUCUUCCUUGGAUUAUUAUAGUAAACUCCUGACUGUUCUCAUAUUUCCAAUCAUGCUUAUCAGGCCAAAGUCCAAAGUCCUUAGUGUGGCAUCUAUGGUACCUCUUCAGUGUCAUGUCUCACCACUCCCAAAAUACCCUCUCCUUCUGGCAAAACAAACCCUUUGUAAUUCCCUAAAUACAGCAUGUA